UUUAACAGUAACAGAAUGUGAAUUUAACAAAGUAGCAGGGAGGAUGAUUCAACAAAAGAACAAAGCUGCAGCAGGUAAAAAACAUGAAGUCCUUAUCAACCACCCAAAACUCAACACUCUCAUAUUUCCAGUGGCGACCAAGAGCAACAGAGCAAGAGUCAUUGUUAGCAUUAUCUUAUUAUCUAAAAAUUCAGUCAAUCGUAAGCAGAUUGAUUGAUUUAUUGGUUGAUCUCCACCUUUUAGUUGUUUAUUUUACAGUUUAUUUAUUGGCUGUUUUGUGAUGGACUAGUAAUUUAGGGCACAUGGACAUGCACUUGAGGAACACGUGGGAAUAACAGAAGGAUCGAUGGCUUAGAUAAGGAUGAAGCAAAUGGCCAAGAACAUAUUCUUUGAUGUGACCUGGGGUACCACAGCAAAUCCAUGAGGCAAGCUCACAAGCACUGAACAGACCUCUGCCCCUGAGUGUAUGUAGGUUUCGAGGUUUUGAACUCCAAACAAUGGAGACAAAUGACAUGUGAUUUUGGAAAUGAUGCUGUAGACUGAAGUGGAGGUUCUAUAAAAAGAGGAUGGACAACAUUGACUGCUUCAGAGUUGUACAGAAGAGAAGAACAGGAAGGUGGACUAACAGAGUGGACUUCAAAAGAGAAAGAACCUGGAAAGAGAAUGAAAGCGUAAUUUGCUAAAGUAAACAGAAGAUUUAUUACAUUCUGGAAAUAUUUUUUUCACACUUACAUCUACAUUGUUGCAUGCAAUACCUCCCUAAUUUUUCAUGAAAGAAAAGGCCAAAUGUCAAGCAUGCCUUCUGUAAUGUUGAGAUGCAUGCUGCUGUGUAUGCUGAUGGGUUGGACUCUGUGUGCCUGUAUGCUGACGAAUCACACCCUAUGGAUUGAGAGGCAUGACUGUGCUCAGUGUGUAGCCAUCAACACCACCAUCUGCAGCGGCUAUUGUUACACACAGGAUACCAAUCUGAGGGGACGGUUCGGGAGGACUUUCCUGAUCCAGCGUAGCUGUGUCCCUCUCUCUUUGGUGUACCAGCCUGCCCGGCUGCCUGGCUGCCCUCAGGAUGCCAAUCCACAGAUGUAUUAUCCUGAAGCUCGCAGGUGCAGCUGCAGGCGCUGUGACACACGCUCACACCACUGUGUCCGCACGCGCAGGUUCUCUUACAACAGAUGUGCUUCAACCAUCCGAAGCAAGAACAAUCAUACUUUGGAAACCUGACAAGGUGCUAACAAAAGUAUGCAGAGAAAAUGGUGCUAGUUGAUGUGUUAUUGUAGUUCCUCAUAGCUCUUUAGUUUGUCAUGUUGUUAUUUGAGCAUUAGAGAAAAUAUUGCAAUAAAAAUAAAUUCAGCUUAUGCAUAACAGCUUCAGUGGUAUUACCUGUGUAAAUGAAUGAGAUGAAAAGAGUAACGGGAGUGAAUGAGGGCAUUAUGGGUACUCUUUGGAAUAGCUUUAAUAUCUGAACUCUCCUUGAGAGGGUGAUCCUCUUCUUUUGAAGAAGUCCUGAAUCUUUUUUCAUCCACUAUAUACUCAAUAUUUUCACCCUGUAGGCUAUUUUGUAUUUGCCUGAUAUAAAACCUUGUUGCAUAUUCAUGCUC
This is a messenger RNA of Notolabrus celidotus (New Zealand spotty), 1595 nucleotides long. RefSeq names its product thyrotropin subunit beta-like. Gene Ontology annotation, cellular component: cytoplasm; extracellular region. The record is from RefSeq and is a predicted model, not a curated record. Gene Ontology annotation, biological process: G protein-coupled receptor signaling pathway. The coding region runs from base 787 to 1218 and encodes 143 amino acids. NCBI's taxonomy places the organism in Eukaryota, Metazoa, Chordata, Actinopteri, Labriformes, Labridae. The transcript is spliced from 4 exons. Gene Ontology annotation, molecular function: hormone activity.